CUUCACAGGGUCUUUCUUUGCACAAGCACAUAAUUCAACAAUCAGAAAAACAAAAAACCUGAACAACCCAAAAAACAGAAAGGUGAAAACACAAAAAUGUUGCCAAAACUCUUCAAUUUCCACUACCUAAUCCUCCUUCUUUUCCUCAACAUCAUACACCAUUCAAAAUCACAACCACCCACAUACGGCUACACUUGCACACCCAACACCACAACCACCAACUUCCCUUGCCAAACAUAUGUAUUAUACAGAGCUAACCCUCCUAGAUUUGGUGACCUUGCUUCCAUUGGUGAUCUAUUCAAUGUCAGUAGACCAACCAUCUCAAAACCCAGCAACGUUGACAACACAUCACUCUCUCUUCUCCCAAACCAACCCCUUUUCAUACCCAUCUCAUGUGGGUGCCACCCUGUUCAAAACCAAACACUUAGAGCUAUCUCAUAUGCUAGCUUCACUUACACUUUUAACCCAGGUGACACUUUGUACUUUGCUUCUACUUCUGUUUUUGGUAAUCUUACAACUUACGAAUCUACUCAAGCUGUUCACCCUGAUAUUGAUAUUUAUAAUAUUGAUGUUGGUGCUGAAAUCUCUUUUCCCAUCUUUUGUAAGUGUCCUAACAAUACCCAGUUGCGAAAUAAUGUCAGUUUCUUGGUUUCUUAUGUUUUCCAACCUGAUGAUAGUUUAGACUCUAUUGCUUCUUUAUUUGGGGUGUCCAGACAGUCUAUUGUUGAUCUGAAUGGGAAUGAUGAUCCUGGAAUUUUCGAUACGGUCUUCGUUCCGGUUUCGAGACUUGUUAGGCUUAAUCAAACUGUAACUCCUGGUGUUGUUACUAAUAAUCAGACUAAUCAGAGUAGUGUGGUUAUUAAUACAAAUAGUGAUCAUAAAGGGGCUGUUGUUGGUUUAGGAGUUGGUUUUGGGAUUUCUGUUCUGUUGCUAGUUUUGGUUUCUUUGUUGUUGAUUUAUAGAGAAGUUGAGUAUAGGAAGAAGAUGAAGGAGAGGGAUUUAGAGGAGGUGAAUAAGCAACAUAGUGUAGGGAAAGGUGGUGGAAGAGAGUAUUUGAAGGAAUUAGAACAGAAUUUGUUGUUGGCUGAUGUUUCUGAUACUUUGGAUAAGUAUAAGAUUUAUGAAAUUGAGGAGUUGAAUAAAGCUACUGAUGGGUUUAGUGAGAAAUGUGUGAUUCAAGGUUCUGUUUAUAAAGGUUAUAUUGAUGGUAAAUCGUAUGCUAUUAAGAAGAUGAAAUGGAAUGCUUAUGAGGAAUUGAAGAUUUUGCAAAAGGUAAAUCAUGGAAAUUUGGUCAGAUUGGAAGGAUUUUCCAUAGAUCCUGAGGAUGCAAGUUGCUACCUUGUUUAUGAGUACAUAGAAAAAGGAUCUCUUUAUUCGUUUCUACACGAAAACAAGGGUAAAUUGAACUGGAAAGCUAGACUAAGGAUAUCUAUUGAUAUUGCAAAUGGUCUUCAAUACAUCCAUGAGCAUACAAGGCCACAAGUGGUUCACAAAGACAUCAAGAGCAGCAACAUUCUCCUCGACACCAAUAUGAGAGCAAAGAUUGCCAAUUUCGGGCUAGCAAGGUCUGGGUGCAAUGCUAUAACUAUGCACAUCGUAGGAACCCAAGGAUACAUCGCGCCUGAAUACUUGACUGAUGGUGUAGUCUCACCAAAAAUGGAUGUCUUCUCAUUUGGUGUAGUGUUGCUCGAGUUGCUUUCAGGAAGGGAAGCGAUAGAUGAGGAGGGGAAAGUACUUUGGGCUAGUGCUCAAGAAAUUUGGGUCGGAACUGAGGAAGAAAAGGUGGGAAAAUUGAUGGAGUGGAUGGAUAGUUUCUUCAAGAAGGAAUCCCCCUCGCUAGAGGGCUUGACGAAUAUGAUGGCUGUGGCUGUUGCUUGUGUUAAUAGAGAUCCUUCAAAGCGGCCAAGUAUGGUAGAUGUUGUGUACGCAUUGUGCAAGAGCGAUGACCUCUUCUAUGAUAUAUCAGGCAAUGAGUUCUCUUCAUCUCCACUUGCAGCAAGAUAGACCAAAGAUAGUAGUUUGGAAGUGCUUGCCGCUGGCUUUAUUUAGAACUGUAGUUAUUUUUUCUGCUGUUGUAGUUGAAGGUGUGAGGCUGAGGGCAUAUAAUAUAUAUAUAUAUAUAUAUAU
Beta vulgaris subsp. vulgaris (sugar beet) is the source of this 2127-nucleotide messenger RNA. Its product is annotated as serine/threonine receptor-like kinase NFP. Lineage: Eukaryota; Viridiplantae; Streptophyta; Magnoliopsida; Caryophyllales; Amaranthaceae. The transcript has 2 exons. Gene Ontology annotation, biological process: protein phosphorylation. The record is from RefSeq and is a predicted model, not a curated record. Bases 97 to 2004 code for a protein of 635 amino acids. Gene Ontology annotation, molecular function: protein kinase activity; ATP binding.